AUGAAUAUCUUCCGUUUGGUGGCGGAUCUCAGCCACUUGUUUGCCAUUCUGAUCUUGUUAUGGAAGAUCUGGAAGACUCGUUCGUGUGCCGGUAUCUCCGGUAAAUCCCAGAUCUUGUUCGCGUUGGUGUUCACUUGCCGAUAUCUGGACUUGUUCACCACCUUCGUUUCGGUCUACAACUCGAUCAUGAAGGUAUGUGACUUAUUUUUUUGUUUUUUGUGUUUAGGGAAGACCAAUAGAUGAUGUGGAUGUAAUACGGAGACAGUUUGCUUGUUAUUAUAAACGUUAUGAAAGAUUUUAGUUCAUUGACCUAUAGUAAUAUAGGUGUUUUAGUGAUAUCUGAAUUUUGUGAUAACAUAUGCUAAAAUUGAAUCCUACAUAGUUAAAAGCGUUAAAAUAUCUUACUUUUGACCAAUUUUUAUAGGUUUAGGUUUAUUAGUUUUCAAGAUGUAUCAAAAUUUAGUGUAACAUGCCAAUCAUUAGGUGUUCUUUCAAAGUUUUUGUGUGUUUUUGACUAAACUAGUGCACUGACAGUAUUUAUUUGUACAUUUUUUAUAACAACGAUAUUUUUAAACUUUAUUUCAGAUCCUAUUCAUCGCCUCACUCUACGCCACGGUCUACAUGAUGUACAACAAGUUCCGCGGCACAUUGAACAAGGAAGAAGACGUGUUCCGCGUCGAACUUCUCAUCGUUCCAUGCGCCGUUCUAGCCCUGUUCAUCAACGCCGAGUUCACGGUGCUCGAGGUGCUGUGGACCUUCUCCAUCUAUCUGGAAGCCGUCGCCAUUCUGCCACAGUUGUUCAUGCUUCAACGUCGUGGCGAAGCCGAAACCAUCACAGCUCAUUACCUCUUCGCCUUGGGCAGUUAUCGUGGAUUGUACAUUCUAAACUGGCUCUACAGAUACUUUACGGACGGAUUCUUCGACCCAAUUGUUGUGGUAUCAGGAAUCGUACAGACUGUUUUGUAUGCCGACUUCUUCUAUCUUUAUGUCACACGUGUUGUCAGGGAGAAUAGGAAGCUCGAACUGCCAAUUUAA
Molecule: messenger RNA, 1035 nt
Organism: Bursaphelenchus okinawaensis
Lineage: Eukaryota; Metazoa; Nematoda; Chromadorea; Rhabditida; Aphelenchoididae
Source: the annotation of a GenBank genome assembly